This is a messenger RNA of Cydia amplana, 2011 nucleotides long. Its product is annotated as snake venom 5'-nucleotidase. The coding region runs from base 54 to 1994 and encodes 646 amino acids. NCBI's taxonomy places the organism in Eukaryota, Metazoa, Arthropoda, Insecta, Lepidoptera, Tortricidae. The transcript has 15 exons. Gene Ontology annotation, biological process: nucleotide catabolic process. The record is from RefSeq and is a predicted model, not a curated record. Gene Ontology annotation, molecular function: hydrolase activity.
UGCAAACAGUCCAAAAGUACCAGGCUCGCAUAACUCGCCGAGAGCUAACGUGAAUGAUGGCAGUGCGCGGUAUGGCGUCGUUCGCGGCGCAGGCGGCGCUGCGCUCGCGCUGGUCCAGCCUCAUCGAGUCCACCAGCGUCGACGUGCCCGGCGAGGUCACCGACGGGGUCCGCUCCGUCGUCGGAUGGCUUAAACAGGCGUCGUUAGAAGUACGCCAGGUGGGGCGGCGCGCGGUGAGCCAACUCUCUGGCCGAGGCAUGGACGAUGUGCUUAUCAUCCACUACAACGAUGUCUACAACAUUGAACAGACCACCAAAACGGAGCCGGUGGGCGGAGCCCUACGCUUCAGCACGGCGGUCAAAGCCAUGCAGCACUUGAAUCCAUUGGUGCUGUUCAGCGGAGACGUAUUCUCGCCUAGCAUGCUAAGCACAUAUACCAAGGGAGAACAGAUGGUGCCAGUUUUAAACGAAAUCGGAACACAUUGUGCUGUUUUUGGUAACCAUGAUUUUGAUUUCGGCCUAGAAGUCCUCUCAGGGCUAGUCGCUCAAUGCAACUUCCCCUGGCUGAUGUCCAACGUGAUAGACAACGAGACAGGCCGUCCCCUGGGCGACGGGCGCAUCACGCACGCUCUCCUGUGCAACGGCCACAAGAUCGGACUCAUAGGGCUUGUGGAACAGGAGUGGCUGGAGACGCUGGCGACGAUAAACCCGGAGGAAGUGACUUUCAUAGACUUUCUGCAGGCUGGGGCCAAACUGUCGGAACAACUCAAACAAGAGGGUUGCGAGUACGUGAUAGCCCUCACACACAUGCGGACCCCGAACGAUAUAAAACUGGCGGAGGGCAACACUGAGAUAGACCUCAUACUGGGCGGGCACGACCACGUUUAUGAGGUUAUUGAGGUAAACAACAAAUACAUAGUCAAGAGUGGCACAGACUUCCGCCAGUUCUCUAAGAUUAAUAUCAGCUUCGGGCCCGAUUCGACCCGUGUCGACAUUGCCGAUGUCCAUGUCACGAGCGCAUUCCCCGAGGACCCCGUGCUUAAGGCCAAGACAGACAAGUACUCAGCAAUGAUCGAAGGCAAAAUGGACGAAGUUCUGGGCAAGUUCUGCGUCCCUCUAGAAGGAAGGUUCUCCUGCAUCCGACGGCAGGAGUGCAACCUCGGCAACUGGAUCUGCGACGUGCUGCUGGCGGCCACGGGAGCCGACCUGGUGCUGCUUAACUCGGGCACUUUUAGAUCUGAUCAGGUGCACCCGGCAGGAGACUUUACCCUGCGAGACCUGGGGUCCAUUAUCCCCAUGCGGGACCCGAUAGUGGUCGUAGAGGCAACAGGGGCUGUCAUACUGCAAGCCUUAGAGAACUCAGUCAGCCAGUACCCGAGCCUGGAGGGUCGGUUUCCACAAGUGGCGGGCAUAUCGUUCGCGUUCGACCCGACUAAACCCGCCGGCGCGCGCGUCGCCGAGCAAGUCGUUAAGAUCGGAGAUGAGUACUUACAGAGGGAACAGCGAUACAGACUCGCCGUCAAAGACUACCUGUACAGGGGAAACGAUGGGUUUAACAUGCUACCCGGCUGCAGGCUACUGGUAUCAGAAGACCUGUGCCCGGAGAUCGGGCUGGCGGUGCAGAACCACUUCGCAGCCAUCAACGUGCGCUCCGGGCGAGCGAGGGCUUCUAAGCACCGCCAGUCGCUAGUCACCCUCAGCCGCAGACACAGCCUGGUGAAGAUGCUGGACGUGUCGGAGCUGGACGGGCCGCCGCCGCUGCGCCGCGCCUCCUCCGCCGCCGAGCCGCCCCCGCACCCGCACCCGCACCACCGGUUGACUCGUCGCGCGUCGCUCGACGACUUAGAACAGCAGUCGUGCGAGCUCGCGCCCAAAAUAGAGAACAGGAUCAUACUCAUCGACAAACCCGAGACUCUGCAGGCGCUGGUGGCUGAACGCGCGCGCUGGGAGGCCGACACGGCCAUCGCGGAAGUGGACGACGAGAACUCGCCUUAAUCUCGCGAUCAAUCGAC